Messenger RNA from Caretta caretta (loggerhead turtle), 3957 nucleotides. RefSeq names its product lateral signaling target protein 2 homolog. Gene Ontology annotation, molecular function: metal ion binding. The record is from RefSeq and is a predicted model, not a curated record. Lineage: Eukaryota; Metazoa; Chordata; Testudines; Cheloniidae. Gene Ontology annotation, cellular component: early endosome membrane. Gene Ontology annotation, biological process: negative regulation of epidermal growth factor-activated receptor activity.
CCGGGCGGUGCCAGCUGCGGGCCCGCCCCGUGCGGGCGGCGAGGCGGGGAGCCGGGAGUCCGGGAGUCCGGGACCGGGCGCUGCGCCCCCGCCGCGCUCUCGACAUGCUGCCCGCGGCCGUCAGGAAGUGGCUGCACCGGCCCAAGCGAUCCGACCCCAGGCUGCUGUCCCAGUUCUUCUACGCCGACGAGAGGGUGACCCGCGUGGUGAUGGAAAUAAAUGGCCUGGACGUGGAGACAGACCCUCAGCAAUACUUGGUGCUGCUAAACCAGCUGCACCUCAGCCAGGCUCACCUGCUGACCCUCAUCGAGCAGCUCAUGAACGAGUGCAUCCCCAAGGAGAGGCACUGCCGUGACUACCUUGCCAAGUUCCCGGAGGAGCUGCUGGUGGACAAUCUGGGGAACCACGUGCUGUUUGCGGCUGAGUGUCUGGUGGCGGGCACCGUCCUGGAGCUGGAGGAAGCAGACGGGCUGCAGCUGCGUCCCCUGGCCAAGAACCUGGUGUGCAGCUUGCAGCUGGUGCGGAAAGUACUGCGGGAGCAGAGCCUGAGCCAGGCCAGCCCCUGCUCGGAGCCCAUGCGUAUGGCGCUGAUCCGGUUUGACACGCUCUUCGCUGAAUUUGAACUCCGCUACGUGUCCUUGCUGGUCACGGUGAAGUCCCCGGAGGAGCUCUACAAGCAGCAGGAGAUCGUGGUGCUCUUCUGUGAGACAGUGGAGAGAGCCCUGAAACUUGGCUACCUGAGCCAGGACAUGAUUGACGGGUGCGAGCCGCUGCUGAUGUUCACCAUCCCCCGCCUGGCCAUCAUCAGUGGGCUCCUCAUCUAUCCCGAGGGGCCCCUGGGCCUGGAGCGGAGGCCCGAGGAGACGUCCAGGCUCUUCAGCCCCUUUCGCAGCGUGCUGAAAAACAUCAGGGACCUGCUGCGGGUGCUCUCGGAGGAGGAGCUCGCCCUGCUGGAGAAGACCCUGUGUGCUGCCGAAUCGGAGGGUCCUUGCAGCGCAGCUGGUCCUGAGCCCAGGGGCGAAGCGGCUCCAGACACUCGUCGCCCUGCCCCCUGGUGCUCCCCGCAGCCCGCCCCCAACUGCUCUCUGCACCCCCCAGCUGCUGCAGGAGCCCAGCGCACGGCGGCCUGCAGCCGCGGAACAGCUGGAGCCCCAGGGGCUGCGAGUGGAGCCCCACAAAAGGGCAAGGAGGAGGCAAAGGAGCCAGUGCCCCCUGGCUCGGACGCUCUCCCCGAAAGGCCCCUGAGCGUGAGGACUAGUGAUAUGGAUGCGGCCUGCACAGGGUCAGCCUCGCCGGGCCUGUGGCCACCUGCUCAGGCUGUGCGCCAGGGGGUUCCUGGCAGAGCUGGCAAUGCCAGCAGGGACAUACGGCUGCAGACGCAUGCAGCCAUGCCAGAGGGAGCAGGGCACGCUGACAGCAUGGGGCCUCCCUGGGACAGAGGCCAGCAGUCCUGGGCAUGCUCCACAGACCGUGGCCAGCUGGCACUAGUGGCUUCUAGGCCACAGGAGCCGACUCUGACAGGAGGAUGCAUGGAGGCCUGUGCCGGCCUGCAGAACGGGUGGGUGAGGCCUCUCCCCCCGCUCCUGCCUGGCAACAGCGGCAGGCCCCUGUGGCAACAGCCAGGCAGUGCCCGGGGCAGAGUGCUCCCCGGGGCUGUUCUGCCCGGCGCACGCUCAGAGCUCCGCUCCCGUUACAGCAGCACCCAGGACAUGAUCCACACGCUCUUCGUCUGCAUCUCUGGGGUGGCAGACCAGCUGCAGACCAACUUCGCCAGCGACCUGCGGAGCAUCCUGAAGACGGUGUUCCACAUCGUGAUGUCCCAGCCCGAGGCUCCGGUGGGGACAGAUACCGGCCAGGAGGAAGAAGCGGGAGAAGCUUCCCCCUUGGCAGACUGUGCUCUGUGCUCCAGCCACAGGGAGGGGAACAGGACCGGGCACGGAGACGGCAUCUCCAGGCUGCCGCCCUGGGUGCCGGACAGCACCUGCAGCCGGUGCCCGGCAUGUCGGGCCCCCUUCUCCGUGGUCCGCCGGCGUCACCACUGCCGCAGCUGCGGGAAGAUCUUCUGCUCUCGCUGCUCCCAGCACACGGCGCCGCUCCCUCACUACGGCCUCCUGAAGCCAGUGCGUGUCUGCACUCACUGCUACACCAUGCACCUCCCCGCCAGGCCCCCGACCCCCAGCCGCCCCUGAGCCGCUCUCGGCUGCGUGCGUUGGCGGCCCCAGUGGCGUGGAUCAUCGCACACCCUUUACCUCGGAAAGCUACCAAAGACUGCUCAGGGCUUCUGGCAGCCUGCACCACCUACGGAGAGGGCCGGGACAUUGCACAGACCUGGUGGGGAGCUCCCGGAAGGGCUCUCACUACUUCUUGCAAUGGGGUUUUUAUCUUUAAGUCAAGGAAUCCCUGUCUGAGCUGGAGGGUGGGCUGUGGAGACAGCAGAUCCCCACGUGCACCCUCCCUGGAUCUGAGCCAGCCAGCUGCACUCCAGCUGCCAUUUCGGUAGGAAAGGGAGGGCCCACAGGGAUGGUGCCUGGACUUGCGGGCACUGCACUCCAGCCACUCCUGCUCACUCUGACCACAGCAGAUCCCCCUGGCAACAGAACCGGCUCCACGGUGACCCAGCCGGACUCGCCUGACGUGCUCCUCCCUGUUCCUAGUUCGAGGCGUUGGGACAGGCAGGGUCUGCUUCCUGAAGUGACUGCAGAGAACGCAGCCUGGUGCUGGCCACCUGGCCAUGAGCUGGGCCUAGUGCCCCAGCCUCUUGUGCCACUCUCCCAAACGAAGCCGGGUGGGUUCAGGAGCUCAGUUCGUGUCCCAAGGAAGCUCUGAGGCCAGGGGUCUGGGCCUGCAUGGCAGGGUACUAAGUGCUGGCUCUGGUGACAGUGGCAAGCCUCCCCUGCAGCACCAAGGCACGGUGGGGGGCCUAGGAACAGGGGGAGGACUCCUCCUCUCUUCUCUCCAUCCCUGCCUGCCCCAUGCUGUGGGCAAGGUGCAUUGUCCUACUCACUGAACAGCUCAGAUCAGCCACUGGGACUGGUGCCAGAAGCCAGCCCACCCUUGCACACUCUGUUGAAAGCAGGGCUGGGAAAACCUCAGUGUUGUAUCUCGAGGGCUGCCCAGCCUUGCCGGGGGCAAGAGGGGCUCUGGGUGCUGCAGGGUCUGGCAUGAGCAGUGACUAAACCCGGAGCCCCUAGACUCUACCCAGCCGAGGCAGCAGCUAACAGGCACAGAGCAGAUUGGAAUGCAGGCAGCUGCCCCUGUGGAGUGCAGAGGAAGCGGCUGCCGCGGGAGACUCCGCAUCCCAGUGAGCAUAGGGGCCCGGCUGGCCCAAUGGGGUGGUCCUGCCCACUGGCAUCGGUCAGUGUGGGCUGCACCUUGACUCUGGGGGCGGGGGGCUGCAGGAGGUUCCUGAGCUGUUCCUUGUCCCCUGCCACUGUGUGUGUGGGGGGAGAGUUUCUCUUCCUCUUUCCAACCAGGGUCUCAAAGCGCUCACACUUUCCUCUCCCAAGCCCCGUGGUGGGAUAGGUACCUCUGUCCUUGCAUGGUUCUGCUCCCGAGAGGGCUGGAGGGGAGGAUCGUGGCUCUGAGCUCCUGGCUGGGUUAGGGAAGCUGCAGCUGUUCUAGGCCCAGGCUGUAGCCUGCACCUGGGUAGGGUUGGUGGAAAGCUCUGCCAGGAAGAACAAGCCCUAGCCUGGAUGAAGGCUAGUGCCCUGUGGAAGAGUGGCCACAGCCACGGCUGGGCACCCGCAUGUGGCUGGCACGGUGCAGCAGGCCCUUUCUCAGGCAAGCUCCCAUUCAGUCCCACACCUGCCAGCGUAGAGCCUAGUAAAUGAAACGCCAACCAACAGCUCUCUUUGGCCCUGUCUGCAGCUUUGCGGAGUCCCCCGCUCCUGGUGCUCGCUGAUGGGCUGGCCUGUGACCCUGACCACGAGGGGCAACCAAGCUUUCACUAAAAAAGUG